UCACCACAAAUAUCCUCCACACACACACCAACAACAUCUCUGCUCUGUUAGCGUAGGCAGGGUGUAUCAGCCGCCCCGGCAGACGUGAUGUUUCAGCUGUAAAGCAAAUUAUAAAAACUGACACGAGCGCUCCAGAGUUUAUUUGGGAGCUAAUGUGACCAUUUUCCCGAGAGACCCCUCCUGAAGGGUUUCAACACAGACAUAGCCUAUCUUCUCUCCAAAAACAGAAGACCACCGACACCUUUAUGUGGCCAUCUCACCACCAACAACAUGCAAUCACGGAUCCGCAGAGGCAGUCGAUGUGACCGGGGCUGAAGUAACAGGCUGCUGCUCUGGACAGACCAGGAGAAACUUUCUUCCCUGGCUUGUGCCCCGUGAACUGUGACCGUUGCUGUGUGGGUUGCUCGCCGCCUCUCACUUUAUUUCUACGUGGGUGAGCAGUGUGUGCGUGUGUUUGUGGCACCUCCCCGCUCCUCCAUAGAUCUGGUUGCCCCCUUGUACCUUACAAGCUGCACCAUGCAUUUCUUCUGCACCUCCUGGCUACUAUAGCCUAGUUAGAGCAGGAUCCCGAGGUCCCCCCACACCCCCCUCCGACCUGCUGACUUGGGUUUGGACUCCGGAUCGUGUGUCAUGCAGCGAGACCUGAAGCGUUCCCCGGUUCCGUCGCAGGACCGCGUGGUUCAUUUGUAACUGGAUCUACUUUUUUUGGAGGGAGAGGAGGGCAUGUUCUUGUCUCUGGAGAACACUUGCAAAGAGGAGAAGAAAGUAGAAAGACGUGGGUGAGCAGCAGCGACAGAAGGACGUAGAGAUAGCCUAAUAUUAGAGAGUGCAACUUAGGCUACUUGUAGAUGUUUGAUCAGGCCACGACUAUGGGCGAUGGGAACCACCGCUGUGGACGCAACCCGCUGUGUCCGGACCGGAUGGAGACAGUAUGCCGCUCCGAGAUAGGAAGCCGGUCCCCGGUUCAGAGUUCCACCGACACCCCGGGGACAGCAGCGUCCACCCCGACGUCCUCCAGUGAAGACGGACACGACAAACUUUUGGGAGUGGACCCUGACUACUGUCGAAGGAUAUUAGUAAGAGACGCCAAAGGCACCAUCCGGGAGAUCGUCCUGCCGAAGGGCCUCGACCUGGACCGACCCAAGCGCACGCGGACCUCCUUCACGGCAGAACAGCUGUACCGGCUCGAGCUCGAGUUUCAGCGGUGCCAGUACGUCGUGGGCCGCGAGCGCACCGAGCUCGCGAGGCAGCUCAAUCUCUCCGAAACACAGGUCAAGGUGUGGUUCCAAAAUCGACGGACCAAACAGAAGAAGGACACCACCAAGGAUUCAGACAAACGCUCCUCCUCCUCAAAUGAGUCGUUGGCCACCUGCAACAUCCUGCGCCUUCUUGAGCAGGGCCGCCUCCUAUCGGGCCCCGUCCCGCCACCUAACGCCCUCCUGGGGCCCCCACAUCCAUCAAACGGCUCACUGCUGGGCAGCCCAGGCGGAGGCUCCUCCACCUCUCCGGGGAUCAGCAGCAGCACUCCUCCCAAUUCCCUACCAGGGGGGACUUUUGGGCUCUCGCUGCCCUCUCUGGGUGGCACCUCACCGCGGUUGGGCGUCCCACCGCCGCACUCCCUCUGUUUCUCCAUGCCGCUGUUGGGGGGCGCUCAUCAUGAACUGACAUCCGCCUACGGCUGCGGUUCUUCAGCUUUUGAGCCGUACAUGCGGCUGGACAGGAAGGAGGCAGAUCUGGGAGGGAAGAAGACAGUUUCUUAAGUUAUCUGUCCGUCUUUUAGGACACCAGGGUACAGGAACUUGUCUUUGUAAGAGCGUUUCUGCUCAGUCUGCAGCCUAUUUGACACUUGAGUUUCAGCAGAUGGGAACGAAAGCUACCUGGAUCAUGAGAAAUGUGAAACAGGAAUAGACCAGGUUGAGCAGAGCGCCAUUUUGUGCCACAGCACUGUUGGGCACACUGACACAAAAUAGUGAAAAGGACGUGAUGUGAUGGAGACUCUCCCACAUAAAAAAAAAAAAAAAAACUUGUGAAUUUUUUCAAAAAUACUGUGUGUGUAUGUUGCGUGAACCCUGACAGACAGAUGUUGUUAUCACUGCUCUCUUCGCAGUGGUUUCAAGUGGCUCUUCACUUUUUGUCCCGUUAGUGUGUGUGUGUGUGUGUGUGUGUGUGUGUGUGUGCGUGUGUGUGUGUGUGUGUCUCUAUACAGGCCUUCAUUUACUGUUCAGGGAAAAAAAAAACUUGACGUGCAUAGUUCAGACAGAAUCACUGUCUGAAUGAGAACAGUGGUGUUUCAAAGAAAGCAGUUUGUACACAUUUCGGUACAUAUUCCUGUACAAGUGGCCAUGUUUGAUUUUAGUUGAUGUGCUUUCACAAUAUGGAAGAAACACUGAAAAAAAGAAUUGUAGCAUAUUAAUAUCAAUCUGUUUGGUGUCCAGCAGUAGUUUUUGUAAAUUCUUUAUUUGGUUGUGUUUGUGUAUAAAAUAAUGUGUGGUAGGAUCUGAACAAAUGGUACAGAAAUCACAUAUCUAGAUCUGAAAGUUUAAUAUAAAAGAACAUGAGAACAACAGUUUUGUGAGAAAGCUGGUUAGACUCUGCCAAAGCAUUUAUGGAUUAAGUUUGGAUGGAUUAAGGUGUCGCACUUGUGUCCUCCAAUCACUGAAGCAAGUCUAGGUCAAACGGAGAAAUGAUCUUUGAACCCAGAUUCACUUUUCAAUCUUUGAUUCACAGAAAUGUCUAAAAAGACGAAAGCAGAAUUUUUGGAACAAUUUUACAGAACCAAACUUGUGUAGGCCGGAAAUGAAAGCCGCUUUUCAAGGAGUCAGUAUAUCUCAGUCAACACUUGAUCCAGAGAUUUCUGUUUUGCAUCUUGUUCAUCCAUGUGGUUGGGACUAGAGCUGCAACCAUUAGUUAAUAAAUCGAUGUCCAUCGACUGAAAAUCAGUCUGCAACAAUUUUGAUAAUCCAUUAAACCUUUUUUUGUCAGUUUUCUAGCAAAAAUACCCAAAGAAUGUUCUGGUUCCAGCUUCUAAAAUAAGACAAUUUGUUCUUUUCUUUUCCAUGUAUGACAGUGGGUCUUUGGGUCUUAAAUCACAAUUUUUUCACAGUUUUUAAAUCAAGAAAAUAAUUAACAGAUGAUUCGAUAAUAAUCGUUAGUUGCAGCCAUAGUUAGGACCAAUAUAUAACACCACAAUGAGCCAUGACAGCUGUAGAAUUUGCUGCAACACUUUUCUUUUUCUUCUUUUCUUAAGUUGCAACAGCAUCGUAACUAUCAGAAGUACUGUUUCAUCAGGUCAUGUCCAUAACCAUAAGAAAUCUGUUAUGUAUUUUUACACAGGAAACUUUUAAUGUGCAUGCUUAGGAUGCAGCAUCACAUGUGAAACAUUGUCUUUUUAAUAUUUCUCUUUAAAUUGGUAUUUGUGUGUUUGCGCCAUGUUUCCCCCUUUUGAUGUAUUAGAAUGACUUUUGGCUCGCCCUCCUGUUAGACGUCAGCUUGUCUUAAACGAAAAGGUUUCCUCUGCUUGCUCCUCUUUAGCACUUUAUGUUUGUAGGUUUUUACACAUCCUCCUGUAUCUCCCCCCGUUAACUCCUUAUUAAGAACAGCUUUAGGAAGAGUCAUGGUUUGGAGUAUAGUUCAUUCUUGUCAGAAUUAAAGCCAGAAAGGCCCUCAGUUAUUUCCAAAUAAACUACAGUUUUCCUUCAGCUACAUUUUUUAUUGAUUGUUUUUAAGCUAAAUUGACUUCAGGAUCUGAAAACAGUCCACUUUAAGACACACAUUUCUCUGUGGUUGAGAAAACAUACGUUAAAUUAAUGCAUGAUUUUUCCUCCAUAUUUGGCUUUAGCUUGUUGUCCAAAGAAAAUCAAAACUCGCCGGCGAAAACCUGCAAUUCCCUAGUUUGCCCUCAAUUUGUGUGUGUCAGAUGAGUUCCCACCCUUUUUCAUAACCUCUGUCUCUCGUCUGUUUGCUUCUUCUCAUUUCCCCACGUAUCUAUUAAUUUCUAGGUUUCCUGUCAUUGUGAGGUUUAAUAUGUUUUCCCUUUCUCUCACACUCGCUGAAGGAGACCUGACACCUAUUUAUAAAAAUGACAUCAAUUUACAAAGUUGCUCACUCGUAAAGGCCAGGCUACGUUUAAAACAUCAGAGCAUGUUUUGCAGAUAAGUGCAUGGAAAGGUUGUGACCUCAGCCUAUGAAGGCCCCCCCCACCCGUCUGGCAGCUCACCGGGCCUUUUUGCACCCGUGUAGCGCCGGCAGGUAGCAGGUGAUUUGUUGUUUUUGUUGUAUUCAGGCCCCAGCAGUGCUCCGAAAACCCCUGUUAUCCAUUCACGGCUCUUUGCAGCGGUGUACCUGUUCUGUUGUUGAAUAUUAUUUUCUAUAAGCACCAUCCAUAAUUCACACACUGUGGCAUCAAAUAUUAAGCAGAGAGAUGGAGCUGAGAGGUCAGGAGGCUUGCUUCUCAUGUAAGGCCAGUGUAGCCUUUCACAAACCCUCUUUUUUUCCUUUACUCACAAGAGGGUCGUUUUGCUUCAUUGCUAAUUUGCUUUCCUGUGGUGUUGUAAACAAAACAGUCUCUGUUCCCCUUUUUUGCUGGAAAUAUAUAUAAAAAAUGUUGCAUGAUUUAGAGCUGCACAAGAUAGUGGGUAAAUGAGAUCUAAAUCUUCUGUAAAACGCUUAGUUAAUCUCCUUUUCAGUUAUCUGUCAGUCAGUGUUACAGGAGAGGAAUAUCAGACAUUAUGGAACAGAUUUUUUGGUUACAAAAAAAUCUAACACGCCACAUUUUCCUUGACGUUCAGAAUCCGCACUGACUCCAUAUUCUGUCACUGUACAGUGGUGUUUUGUAAUGUAAAUCUGCAGUUACUGUGUUGUAGCUACUACGUGAAGCUUGAGGCAGACGGUCAAAGAAGUUAGAUGGCACUUCUCUUCAACAGAAAGAAGCUUUGUAAAGCCUUGCAUCAGUUAAACAAAGCCUUGUUUUUUUUUUUUCUUUUUUCCCUCCAUUCCUCUGUAGCUUCUUUUUCAGGCAGUUCCUUCUCAUUCCAGCUGAGUGGAAGCGUUGCUUUUGUUGUGUGCAAUCUGUGACAUCUUGCACUUGUUUAGGUUACCACCAUUUCAGAAGCAUUAAAGGCCUUCUCGUGGCUCUCACUGCUGCAUCAGGAGUUUUUUCUGAUGGGUAAAGUCCUUUGA
Sander lucioperca (pikeperch) is the source of this 5178-nucleotide messenger RNA. It is a transcript of the gene vax2, whose product is annotated as ventral anterior homeobox 2. The transcript is spliced from 3 exons. The coding region runs from base 849 to 1760 and encodes 303 amino acids. Lineage: Eukaryota; Metazoa; Chordata; Actinopteri; Perciformes; Percidae. Gene Ontology annotation, molecular function: DNA-binding transcription factor activity, RNA polymerase II-specific; DNA binding. Gene Ontology annotation, biological process: central nervous system development; brain development; neuron differentiation. The record is from RefSeq and is a predicted model, not a curated record.